Molecule: messenger RNA, 1523 nt
Organism: Kogia breviceps (pygmy sperm whale)
Lineage: Eukaryota; Metazoa; Chordata; Mammalia; Artiodactyla; Physeteridae
Gene: SSTR1
Product: somatostatin receptor 1
Biological process (GO): cellular response to estradiol stimulus; neuropeptide signaling pathway
Cellular component (GO): plasma membrane; neuron projection
Molecular function (GO): somatostatin receptor activity; neuropeptide binding
Source: RefSeq, a predicted model, not a curated record
AUGUUCCCCAAUGGCACCGCCUCCUCUCCCUCCUCCUCUAGCCCCAGCCCAGGCAGCUGUGGCGAAGGCGGCGGCAGCAGGGACCCCGGGGCCGGAGCUGCAGACGGGAUGGAGGAGCCGGGGCGAAAUGCGUCCCAGAACGGGACCUUGAGCGAGGGCCAGGGCAGCGCUAUCCUCAUCUCUUUCAUCUACUCCGUGGUGUGCCUGGUGGGGCUGUGUGGGAACUCCAUGGUCAUCUACGUGAUCCUGCGCUACGCCAAGAUGAAGACGGCCACCAACAUCUACAUCCUCAACCUGGCCGUCGCCGACGAGCUGCUCUUGCUCAGCGUGCCCUUUUUGGUCACCUCCACGUUGCUUCGCCACUGGCCCUUCGGCGCGCUGCUCUGCCGCCUCGUGCUCAGCGUGGACGCGGUCAACAUGUUCACCAGCAUCUACUGUCUUACCGUGCUUAGCGUGGACCGCUACGUGGCCGUGGUGCACCCCAUCAAGGCAGCACGCUACCGCCGGCCCUCCGUGGCCAAGGUGGUGAACCUGGGCGUGUGGGUGCUAUCGCUGCUCGUCAUCCUGCCCAUCGUGGUCUUCUCGCGCACGGCGGCCAACAGUGACGGCACGGUGGCCUGCAACAUGCUCAUGCCCGAGCCCGCCCAGCGCUGGCUGGUGGGCUUCGUGUUGUACACUUUCCUCAUGGGCUUUCUGCUGCCCGUCGGGGCCAUCUGCCUGUGCUACGUGCUCAUCAUCGCCAAAAUGCGCAUGGUGGCCCUAAAGGCCGGCUGGCAACAGCGCAAGCGCUCAGAGCGCAAGAUCACCCUGAUGGUGAUGAUGGUGGUGAUGGUGUUUGUCAUCUGCUGGAUGCCUUUCUAUGUGGUGCAGCUAGUCAACGUGUUCGCAGAGCAGGACGACGCCACGGUGAGCCAGCUGUCGGUCAUCCUCGGCUAUGCCAACAGCUGCGCCAACCCCAUCCUCUAUGGCUUCCUUUCAGACAACUUCAAGCGCUCUUUCCAGCGCAUCCUUUGCCUCAGCUGGAUGGACAACGCCGCCGAGGAGCCAGUCGACUACUACGCCACGGCCCUCAAGAGCCGCGCCUACAGUGUGGAGGACUUCCAGCCUGAGAACCUGGAGUCCGGCGGCGUCUUCCGUAAUGGCACCUGCACGUCCCGGAUCACUACUCUCUGAGCCCCGGCCAAGCAGGGGCUUUGUACCAAGAGAAGGGGAGGAUGAGGAGAAAGGAAGGCCGGGUGCGAGAGGUGAAAGUAUCCCAGGAGUCAGGGUGCAAUGGGAAAAGUGGGGCUAGGACACUGUGCGCUUCUGGUGGAGACCCGGGAAAGGCGUGCGGCAAAGGUGGAAUUGGACGCUUUGCUUAUAAACUGGGAAGACUAGCGGGCCCCUUUCUCCUCUUUCGCUUCUUCCUCCCCUUCGAUUGUACUUCUGCAUCCCUCUUUGCCCCUCCCUUGGCAAUUUCGGUCUUUCUUUCCGUCCCGUCCUACCGGUGCAGAUCGUGAACUUAUUAACGUCGCCAGCUGAGC